Molecule: messenger RNA, 2382 nt
Organism: Brenthis ino (lesser marbled fritillary)
Lineage: Eukaryota; Metazoa; Arthropoda; Insecta; Lepidoptera; Nymphalidae
Source: the annotation of a GenBank genome assembly
AUGGAGGACGUCUGGGUAGAGCUACAAGCCCCGCGUUUCGUAGUGCACGGACAUACGGCGACGCUAAAAUGUGAUCACAAUGUUGACCCUGAAACUCUAUACAAGGUAGUGUUUUUCAAGAAUGGUCAACGAAUAAUGCAGUACGUGCAAGGUCGAGAUCCGCCCUUCGAAUUAUUUAAUUUUACUGGAGCUUACAUAAAUCUUAUACAAAUGGAUUCAACAUCAAUAACAUUGGAUAGAAUGGAUUUCCCUGCAUCCGGCACUUAUGCGUGCGAAAUCGCGCUUGAAAUACCUCUAUAUUCAAAGGCUUCGAAAUUACAAGAAGUAAACGUUAUAGUUCGGCAAAAACACCGUCCAAAAAUAAAAGUGAAGCAUAAAAACAAGAAAUUCUUAUCCCAGGAUAAUCUAGAAGCGAGUUGUCAAAGUGCACCGGCGUACCCCGCGCCUCACCUUACAUGGCUUAUUAACUAUGAAAAGGUGGACGAAAGGUUAACCAUUCCACAUGGGACAGUACUUUCUAACCGCCACCAUCACGGAAUGCCACUUUCACACACAAACUCUUCCUUAAUACUCCCCCUCAAUGAUCUGCAGUUGUUAUCGAACGAAGCUAUCGUCAUUACCUGCCUGAGUACCAUACCGAGUUAUGCUUACCUUGAUGAAGGGUUCGCAGAUAUACAAAAUCAUACAAUUACUGUCAACGUGGUUCGUAUGGAACCGACGCCUACUCAAUUACCAGUUAAGAUAGUAAGUCCAAACACGAGUCGAUCUAGUCAUAUAUUUAGUAUAACAAUACCUAUAGUAUCUCAAUGUUUUGCUUGGGAUAAAAUAAUGUUUCUAAUACUUAUGGCAAUGGUGGUGAUGGCAGGAGCUAAUAGACACGGUGAUCCAGCUGCAGAACAAUUAGAAGUAUUUCGAAAGAAACAUCCGGUUCCUGUCGGUAUAGUGACUACGAGAGCAGGCAGACCAAUUCCAUACUCUGAAGCAUCUGGCACGUUAGACUUGAGAUUAUUUUACAAUGAUUAUCUGAUGGAAUCCUUGACUUCCUUGAACCGAGAACGAAUUCCCGUGCGUGUAGUUCACACAAAAGCUGGAGGAGCUUUUGGAUACUUCGAAGUAACUAAUGACAUAUCUAGCAUUACUAAAGCUUGUCUAUUCAGUAAAGUUGGGAAGAGAACACCUGUCGCAGCGAGAUUCUCGCCUCUCGUCGCCGAUAAAGGAGGCAGUGAUUUGUCUCGUGAUGUGCGAGGUUUUGCCUUAAAAUUUUACACGGAGGAAGGAAAUUAUGAUUUAGUGGGAUUAAAUCAACCUGUUUUUGGUGUUAAAGAUCCACGACUUUUUACUACGCUUGUCCAUUCUCAAAAAGGAAAUCCAGCUACUAAUAUUAACAACGCAAACGCAUUUUGGGAUUUUCUAACUUUACAACCAGAAACCUUCAACUUAUAUUUACGCUUAUUCACUGAUACAGGAAUUCCAAACGGCUACCGUCAUAUGCCCGGAUUCGGUAUUCAUACAUUUCAAGUAGAAAAUAGUGUAGGUGAUAUUUACUUUAUAAGAUAUCAUCUUAUACCAGACGCAGGUCUUAAGAAUUUUACUGCUCAUGAAGCAAGAGAAGUCGGAGCAGAUGACCCUGAUUACAAUACAAGAGAUCUAUAUAACUCUAUUGAAAAUGGUAUUUUUCCUACUUGGACGGUUUAUUUACAGAUUCUAACAAUGGAACAGUUGGAGGAGGCUGGUCCGAGUCGUAUUUGUGAUGUUACCAGAACUCUUCCUAUAAGUAAAUAUCCAUUAACUAAAGUAGGAAUAUUAGUUUUAAAUAGAAACCCGCUAAAUUAUUUCGCCGAAAUAGAACAAUUGGGCUUCAUGCCUAGUAAUUUAAUCCCAGGAAUAACAGGAGCACCAGAUAACCUCUAUCAAGCACGAAUCUUGGCUUACCGAGAUGCUCUCAAUUAUCGCUUAGGCGUUAAUUUCAAUAAAAUUAAAGUAAAUUGCCCUUUGAGCCACACUUUUAUUUACGACAGAGAUGGCAUACCAUACGUUGAAAAUAACGAGAAUGAUAUUCCCAAUUAUUAUCCGAACUCCUUUAAUGGUCCAAUACCAUAUAAUGACAAGAACAAUAAAGAUAAACCUGUCAUUUCAAUAAUAGAAACUGAACCAAACAACUUUGAUCAAAUGACAGAUUAUUAUGUGAACGAAUUAACAAGCGAGCAAAGAAACAGAUUAAUUGAAAACCUAAUAAUUGCUAUAAAAUCAAUAUCAUGGUUUAUUCAAGAAAGGGCGCAAAAAAUUUUUACUGACAUACAUCCAGACCUCGGCGAAAGAAUUUCACGUGGCCUUGUAAGGUUAAGUUAUAAAUUAAAUUGGAUGACUAGACAUACUAUUAGU